Molecule: messenger RNA, 2149 nt
Organism: Galleria mellonella (greater wax moth)
Lineage: Eukaryota; Metazoa; Arthropoda; Insecta; Lepidoptera; Pyralidae
Product: pancreatic lipase-related protein 2-like
Exons: 11
Coding region: 257-1834 (525 amino acids)
Biological process (GO): lipid metabolic process
Molecular function (GO): triacylglycerol lipase activity
Source: RefSeq, a predicted model, not a curated record
GUAUGAUGCAUUCAUUAGCCUUAGCGUCUAUAUAAAGAACUUGAUACGUCAAAUCAUUUCAUUAUAUAUGAAACUGUCAGAUGUGUAAUUAGAAGAGAAGUAUUUAUUGUAUGUAUGUACUAGUUUCUCACUGAUCAUAUUUCACUGUGCUGGAAUAAUUGAUAACGUACGCAGAAACGUAUCGAACCUAAUUUUCGCUUUCGACCACUAAGGUUUAUACGAAUUGUAGUUGAAUGCGUAGUAAUAAUUAUUUAGAAUGUUUAACAAUACAAGUGCAACGUUAAUGCUUCAGACGAUUAUGAUAUUGAUGGAUAAACAGAAUGCAACGGAUGUAACCAGGUUUCCGAGUACAUUUAGCGAGGAUGCCGAGCUGGAACGAUGUUAUGGUAAUUACGGGUGCUUCUCAAAAGCAUACCCUUGGACAGAGAAUCGGCCGGACAACUAUUUCCCCGCAACCCCCGAAAAUAUGGGCGUCCGAUAUUUUGUAUUUACAAGAAGAAAUCGAAAGAUUCCGGUGCUGUUGCUUGCUGAUGAUGUGGACAGAAUACAGAAUGCUAAUAUUGACCCCAGUGGGCCGUUUUAUAUUAUAUCGCAUGGAUUUAUAGAAGGUGGUCAUAAACUCUGGAUUGAAAAUAUGGCGAAUGCUCUUCUCAACUUGGAAGGCAACGAUGCCGCGACUGUGAUAGUAUUGGAUUGGCGAGGAGGUGCUCAGCCACCCUAUGGGCAAGCGGUAGCCAAUAUCAGAUUAGUUGGGGUCAUGACGGCGCAUCUUAUUCAUAAUAUUUAUGAGAUUCUUGGUUUGUCGAGUUUGGACAAUUUCCAUUAUAUCGGACAUUCAUUGGGUGCUCAUCUCGGCGGUUAUUGUGGUCAUGCUUUGCAAAAGAAAUUCAACUUAAAAUUAGGAAGAAUUACAGGGUUAGACCCCGCGGCACCUUACUUUAGCAAAACCGUUACGUUGGUACGCUUGGAUAGAUCGGAUGCAAAAUACGUGGAUAUUAUACAUAGCAACGCGAUGCCCCUAUAUCUCUCAGGUUUUGGUAUUAGUGAGCCAAUCGGACACGUGGACUUCUACCCUAACGGCGGUUCUACACAGCCUAACUGCAAAUCUGGCAAAUCGCAACAGAGUGACGGUGACGAUAUGUACCGUAACGUAGUUGGGUACGUCUCUUGCAACCACGAGAGAAGCCACGCGUAUUUCACGGAGAGCAUCUCGCCAUCUUGCCCAUUUUUGGGUAUACAAUGCGAUUCUUACGAAUCUUUCCUUGAUGGAAAUUGCACUAGCUGUGAUAAUAAGCAUUACUGUAUACCAAUGGGAUAUCACUCGUACAACGUGUACAAACGAUUACAAGCCGGCGGUCUCGCCAACUCUAAUUCUAAUAUAGCAUUGUAUUUAAUGACUGGAGGCACAAAACCAUUUUGCAGAGUCCACUAUAAAGUCACCUUAAAAGUGUCAAACUCGAAUGAGAGCAACACCCAUGGGCCUGAAUCAGGAAAAUUAUCAAUAACACUCAUCGAUAGAAAUAACAACAAAAGUGAUCACAUAUUUUUAGAUGAUGAACAGAAAUAUUAUAAGCCGGGGGAUAUAGAAACCCGUAUGGUUGCGGUAAAAGAUACAGGGCACCCACCACUCUCUGUCAUUGUUGAGUGGAAGUAUGAAACUAACCUAUUCAAUCCCAUGACAUGGAGGUUGCUGAAGUCACCCAGUAUUUAUAUAGAGUACUUGAAGCUUUCUUCCAUAGAAUACAAUACAGACAUUACUGUUUGUCCUAAAAUGAACAAACCUGUCGUAGCAAAAUUACCGACGAUAAUGAAGACAAAGUAUUGCAAAUUUUGAAAAUAAAAUAAGAUUUAUAUUACAAACAUAGAACGAGAAAUUCUUUGGCUAUGUACUUUCGGACAAUGCACUUAAUACAAUGCAUACUUACAAAAAGUAUUCUAAUAGUAUUUUAAUGUCGUUCUAGAUAUGAGUAUUAUGUUAAAUGGUAUGAUAUGUAAUUAUACUGUAUGCAUAAUAUUAGUAAUUGGUUAUUAACCAAAUGUAAUUCUAAGUUUAGAAAGUAGGUACUUAUAAUUUUAAUUUUUAUUAUACAUUUAUAAAGUUAUUAUUUUGUUGUCUUGUUUUAUGAAUAAAAUAAUUUCUAUUUAAUUA